AUUAAUAGAAAAUAUUGGGUGCGACCAAUUAAUAUAAGACGUCCCAUUCAAGGAGAUUUUGAUCAUUUAUUACAAGAAAUGAAAACUGAUCCUUAUAUGUUCUUCAGAUAUACCAGAAUGUCCGUAAAUGUUUUCAAUCACUUAUUAGAAAUAAUGAAACCAUUCUUAACCAAAAAGAGUCAUCGUGCCUUAGUACCAGAGCAACGUCUUGCUUUAACUUUAAGAUAUCUCGCCACAGGAAAUCAAAUCUUGUCUAUUGCGUUAGCAUACAGAAUUGGAGAAUCUACAGCGAGAAAUGUAAUUAAGGAAACUUGUGCUAUGAUCAUAAAAGCUUUUAUAGGAAAUGGAACUUUCCAAAUUGCUGCGGAGCAAUAGACGGGAAACAUAUUCAAAUACAAGCACCGCCAAAUUCUGGAAGUCUGUUUUAUAAUUAUAAGAAAACAUUUAGUAUUGUUUUGAUGGCAGCAUGUGAU
Molecule: messenger RNA, 473 nt
Organism: Camponotus floridanus (Florida carpenter ant)
Lineage: Eukaryota; Metazoa; Arthropoda; Insecta; Hymenoptera; Formicidae
Exons: 3
Coding region: 79-375 (98 amino acids)
Source: RefSeq, a predicted model, not a curated record